This is a messenger RNA of Oncorhynchus kisutch (coho salmon), 4188 nucleotides long. RefSeq names its product tumor necrosis factor receptor superfamily member 10A-like. Gene Ontology annotation, cellular component: plasma membrane; cell surface. Gene Ontology annotation, molecular function: protein binding. The coding region runs from base 238 to 1617 and encodes 459 amino acids. Gene Ontology annotation, biological process: positive regulation of apoptotic process; TRAIL-activated apoptotic signaling pathway. The transcript has 10 exons. Lineage: Eukaryota; Metazoa; Chordata; Actinopteri; Salmoniformes; Salmonidae. The record is from RefSeq and is a predicted model, not a curated record.
AGACGUAUGCCAUUGGUCGUGGGACUGUCCCAAGUGAGAGUGCUCAAGGCUGACACCUCUUCAGUAUCUUUAAAAAAAAUGAAUAACUAAAUGUAUGGAAACAACCGGAUGUUUUAAUAGCGGAUUUUUUAUUUACAAUGUUUUUAUUUUGUAAGUAGUCGUGUUUUAGAGGAAGUUUUAGAUUUCAUAACGAGGUUGAAUUUCGGAUGAUAGUCGCUUGAGUUCGGGGGUUCCAAGAUGAACUUCAAUCUGACGUUCAUCAAAAGUUCGGUGGUGGUGUUCCUGCUGUGCUCUUGGCUGGUGUGCUGUGGGGCAGAGCUGAAUGGCGUGGUGGCGACCCAGUGGUCCGGCGAUGACAGGAACCGGACGCUGCAACACAAAAACUGUGUGGAGAACCAGCAGUACCUCCACCAGGGCCUCUGCUGUCUCAACUGCCAGGCUGGUACAUUCAUGCAGAGGGCGUGCGACCGGGACAUGGAGCAAGGGACGUGCAUGCCCUGCGAACAUGGCUUGUCCUACACAGAACACUCCAACGGGAUGAACCGCUGCCUGCCCUGCACCCACUGUCGCAUGGACCAGAGCCAGACAGUGCCCUGUACCAGUACAGCAGACACCCAGUGCCAGUGUCAAGCGGGCACCUUCUGUGUGCCAGAGCAGGCCUGUGAGGUCUGCAAGAGAUGUGCCAAGUGUAAAGUGGGGGAGGAGGAGGUGAAGAAAUGCACCCCCAUCUCCAACACUGCGUGUAGGAAACGAGACAUCUCCACUACCCUCCACCCGAUUGUCAUCCCCACCCCCGCCCCCAUCUCUGCAGAGACCAUAGUUACGCCAUUGGUCAUUCUGCUCUUGCUCUUCCUCCUCUUCAUCGGGAUUGGUGUGUGGCUUUGGAUCAAGAGGCCAUGUACAUUUCGGCCAGUUUGUCUCUCAGGUUCAGACAGUCGCUGUGACUCCAGUGACAUUGUGAAGAUUGCCAUUGGUGAGAGUGGACCCACAGCAGAGGAGAGACAGAACAGCCAGAAUGCUGGCCUGGAGGGGGAGGGGGGGGAGGAGGUCCGUCCCGAGUCACGUCCCCUGCUGCAGGAGACCCAGGGCGGCCUGAUCAAGGCCUCCCCUCCCCUGGGAUUGGGAGAGGACGAGGACCGGGGCCUGGGCGACAGCCUGCCCAACACCACCAGCUCCUCCCAGACCAGCCUGUCGGCCCUGCCCACCGCCGGGGCAGCCUCGUCGGGCAGCUCCCCCCGACACAGCCCCUCCGCCCAGAGACUGCAGCCCACAGCCAGGGAUGAUCCUCUGCAGAAGAGACUGGUGUCCCUGAUAGGGGAUGAGACGUCCCUGAAGAAGAGCUUUGACCUCUUCGAUGAGUGCCUGGACGUGCGGAUCCACAACAAGUUUUUUCGCUACAUCGGCGUCCAUGACAACCACAUCAAGAUGGCGGAGAGUGCCCCCCCUAGCGACAAGGUGUAUGACCUGCUGAAGAACUGGAUGCAGAAGGAGGGCCUGAAAGCGGACAUCAACUCCCUGCUCCAGGCCCUUCUCAGUCUGGACCAGAGGCGCUCCGCUGAGAGCAUUGCGUUCGCUGCCAUCCAGAAGGGCUACUACAAACAUGCAGACAUGCCCUGACUUCCCCAGCCCACUGGGGGGCGCUGCCUCAGAGACAUGUGUGGAUUGAGAUUAAAUAAAAAAACAUUGAUGAAAGACAACGUCAACUCUUAUCGGCCUACUUGGCCUGAUGUAUUCUGCCUAUAUGCCUGUGCCUCUAAAACAACACCAAUGGAGGAGUUGGAGAUAAACAAUGUUGUCUUUUGAAUAUCUGCCAAUAUGGUCUGGUGUAUUUGGCCUAAAGGCCCGUGCUUUCUGAAACAAAAUGUAAAAAAACAAAAUGGAGGAUUUGGGGAUAAACCUUGUUUUCUUUUGAAGAUAGCAUUAUUGGCCUGGUGUGUCCGGUCUUCAUGGUGUUCUAAAACAAAAACAGAAAAUGGGAGAAGAGUUGGAUGUUGUUGAUGGAUGUUGAUGUUUUCCAGUGGGUGGGUCUGGAGCUCAGCUUUGAACUCCAUGAUUUUACGCCCCACCCCUUCUCUCUGAGCGACUGACAUGGCUUAUAGGCCAAUACCGAACCCUGGGACAGGGACAUACACUGGUUUGUAGGAGUGGCAUUAGCUUGUGCGUUCCUAUGCCCAGGCGUUGCUGACGCCUGCCAGAUAUUACAAUGCCUGGAUAGGUAUUUUAAGUAUCAGCAAAUCACAACAUAUGUUAUACCAAUCUGUCAGUCGAUGACACAGUUGAUGGCGUGGCACGCAACCAUUGGUUGGUGCAUGUAAUGUCUGAGCAAGGGAACGCAACCACUAUGUCACUGAUACUGCGUCUACUUGAUGUACUGGCCUCUGGCACGUGUAGGGUUUAGAGAUACAGGUAACAAAUGCCCAUAUUAGGCAGAAGGUUAUAUGUUUGAAGUACAGGUAGAGAUAGGCCAUUUAAGCAUAAUGCUGUUAAAAAUUACAGUAAAAUACAGACCAUAUUGUACUAUGUUAGUUUAAAAUGCAGGUUGGUAUGAGUCAUGACCAUAUUAGAAGUAUUUUAGCCAAAGUUAGAUAUGGUCCAUUUGAAUAUUUGUGUGUAAAUAGUCCAUUACUGUUACUGUUUUGUUUUUUGAAGUUUCAGAAUUCGUUUAUGAUUUAAAACGUGCCAGAGGCUCAUUUAAAGUGUAUAAGUGCAGGCAAGGGCGAAGAUUAUUUCUAAACUGAAUGUUUUAUAGACUGCGUUUUUAGUUAUUUCGUUUUCAGUGUUGAUGCGUUCUCACACAGCACUUGUUGGAAGGAGUUUCCGUAACUAUUUCUUUUGUUAGUCAAAUGUUUCUCAAACAUUUCCCACAAACACUCAGAGCCCUCAAGGUUUCAUAGCUGUUUUAUUUAUUGACAUAUUUAUUUAAAACGGAUAAUUACGUUUCAUUAUUUAUUCGAUUACCAACACAGCAACCCUGGAAAACUAAAGAGGGCAGUAAUGUGUUGCUACGUUAUCAUGACUACAUUUAUCUAGAGGGCAACAUGACUGAGAUCAAAUAGACAGACAGGAGUGGCUGACCUGCAUUUGGGGUCCUGUCCUGCUCGAUGGCGCCCCACUGAUCAAAGACUAUGUUCAGUCAGUGCACAUACUGUCAAAGAAGUUCAUAGUUACAGUAUAUAUGCCAUUUCUGGACAUUAUUCAGUCAAGGUGGUCAUCAUAAGGUCACUUUUGUAAUUAUGCUUAACUCAACAUUUGUGGACUAUUGAAAACCGUUUUUCUCUCUGCCUGAUUCACACUGUACUUUUCACAUUGUCCAGUAUAGCUCUGCUCGGGUUUGUCUCAGUAGUGUGAAAAGGGUAAUAAUGUAUUGAUAAAAAGUUGGACUCCUUUAUACAUGUCAACAAAGACAUGAAUAUACAGGUACGCAAAGCACGUUGUUUCUCAUUGUUUGGCUCUGUCAAGAAGAUGAAGGAAAGCUUUUCUGGGUAUUUAAAUCCAAGUUCUUUUUUAUUUUCGGAAAAGUCCAAGUUUAUUUCCUGUAGCAUCCUUUGUACAUACAUUACCAAGAGUGGUUUUAUGUGCUUCACAUUAUAUAUAUAUAUAUAUAUAUAUAUAUAUAGAGAGAGAGAGAGUUUUAUUAACAAAAAAGAAAAGCCUUAAAGGAAUACUACUAUAUGAUUACUAAGUAUGAGCACAUUAAACUUGGUUUAGCCCCUUUUUCCCUCUAGUCUAGUGGCUACACUUAUGUAAAAGAGCGAAGAAUCCUUUUUAAUUUUUUUUUUUAAAGCUGACAGAUUUGAAGCUACAGUGCUGGCACUGCCAUCUAUUGACGGACAAUGAAAAAACAGCCUGCAUCAAUUUCUAUGGACCUUUAUUUUUUCUAAUUCUUCUUAAUGCUUUUCUACCAACAUUUUUUAACACACCUCUUCCAUUAUAAUAUUACCUUUGAGACGGCUUUUGGCUCUUUUUUUCAUGAACUUUUAGGAGUUAGGAUUAUACAUUGGCGUUCAUAUCAUGUUUGCGCUGUGGCGGUCUCACACCUCACUUCUGUUUAUUUAGUUGCAUAGCUCAAAAAACAUUUUCUCCCUUCGAUAAUUGUUUGCUAGUGUCUGGAUUUCAGAUAAGAAUGUGUCAAAGCCAUUGUGUUUGUUUAAUGUCCGUUUGAAAUAAACAUUUUGUACAAAUAUCCCA